This is a messenger RNA of Ochotona princeps (American pika), 4664 nucleotides long. It is a transcript of the gene ADD2, whose product is annotated as adducin 2. Gene Ontology annotation, biological process: barbed-end actin filament capping. Bases 464 to 2638 code for a protein of 724 amino acids. Gene Ontology annotation, molecular function: actin filament binding. Gene Ontology annotation, cellular component: postsynaptic density; plasma membrane; cytoskeleton. The record is from RefSeq and is a predicted model, not a curated record. The transcript has 16 exons. NCBI's taxonomy places the organism in Eukaryota, Metazoa, Chordata, Mammalia, Lagomorpha, Ochotonidae.
GCGCGCACCGCCCAGCCAGCCCUCAUUUCCUCCCAGCCUCGUGCGGGAAAUGGAUUUGAUUCUCCCGGCAGGGCUGUGAGGGGCGAGCGGGAACGCAGCCUUUGUCAGCAAGCAGAGGCCUUUGCUCUCCGUGAUUCGCUCCGCCCGUGAUUCUCUGUGAUUCGCUGCCGGGGAGGGGGUUCCACGGUGCGGGGAUGCGGAGGAAACACGGCGCUGCAGACUAGCGGGGUGCAUUGAUGAGGCGCGCCCAGAAAGCGCAGCAGCCGGCUUCUCGCCUCUCAGUGGAAGAGCAGACCUGGAGGAGGAGAUGCCGCACCGGAGGUUCCAUCUGGAUGUUUGAGGGUGCAUAGAUGCGGCUGGCUUCCGCAAGGGAGAGCAGACUGAAGACUGAGUGAAGGACCUUGGACAAGGCCGGCCUGCUUCCUGCGUACUUGGAGCUGAGGACGGCAGCCCCACCUGGAGGAUGAGUGAGGGGACUGUUCCUCAAGUGGCCUCGCCGCCACCCCCCCAGAAUCAGCAAUGCUUUGACCGUUUCUCGGAGGAGGAGCCCGAGUACCUGCGCCUCCGCAGCCGGGCAGCAGACCUGCGGCAGGACUUCAACCUGAUGGAGCAGAAGAAGCGUGUCACCAUGAUCCUGCAGAGCCCGUCUUUCAGGGAGGAGCUGGAAGGCCUCAUUCAGGAGCAGAUGAAGAAGGGGAACAACUCCUCCAAUAUCUGGGCCCUGCGGCAGAUCGCGGACUUCAUGGCCAGCACCUCCCAAGCAGUCUUCCCAGCAUCUUCCAUGAACUUCUCCAUGAUGACGCCCAUCAAUGAUCUUCACACGGCUGACUCCCUGAACCUGGCCAAGGGAGAGCGGCUCAUGCGGUGCAAGAUCAGCAGCGUCUACCGGCUCCUGGACCUCUACGGCUGGGCCCAGCUGAGUGACACCUACGUCACGUUGAGAGUCAGCAAGGAGCAGGACCACUUUCUGAUUAGCCCUAAGGGAGUUUCUUGCAGUGAAGUUACAGCAUCCAGCCUGAUCAAGGUGAACAUCCUGGGAGAGGUGGUGGAGAAAGGCAGCAGCUGCUUCCCAGUGGACACAGCAGGCUUCUGUCUGCACUCGGCCAUCUAUGCGGCCAGGCCCGACGUGCGAUGCAUCAUCCACCUGCACACGCCGGCCACAGCAGCGGUGUCAGCCAUGAAGUGGGGCCUCCUGCCUGUCUCCCACAAUGCGCUGCUGGUGGGCGACAUGGCCUACUACGACUUCAAUGGGGAGAUGGAGCAGGAAGCUGAUCGCAUCAACCUGCAGAAGUGCCUUGGACCCACCUGCAAGAUCCUGGUGCUAAGAAAUCAUGGAGUGGUUGCUCUAGGUGACACCGUAGAGGAGGCGUUUUAUAAGGUCUUCCACCUGCAGGCCGCAUGUGAGAUUCAGGUGUCAGCUCUGCCCAGUGCCGGGGGAGUUGAGAACCUCAUCCUGCUGGAGAAGGAAAAGCACCAACCUCAUGAGGUGGGCUCUGUGCAGUGGGCCGGGAGCACCUUUGGUCCCAUGCAGAAGAGCCGGCUCGGGGAACAUGAGUUUGAAGCCCUCAUGAGGAUGCUGGACAACCUGGGCUACAGAACAGGUUACACGUACCGCCACCCUGUUGUGCAAGAGAAAACCAAGCACAAAAGUGAGGUGGAGAUCCCGGCCACGGUCACGGCCUUUGUGUUUGAGGAGGACGGGGCUCCAGUGCCUGCGCUGCGGCAGCAUGCGCAGAAGCAACAGAAGGAGAAGACGCGCUGGCUCAACACACCGAACACCUACCUGCGGGUCAACACGGCUGAUGAAGUCCAGAGGAGCAUGGGCGUUCCACGACCCAAGACCACGUGGAUGAAGGCUGAUGAGGUGGAGAAAUCCAGCAGCGGCAUGCCCAUACGAAUUGAAAACCCAAACCAAUUUGUGCCUCUCUAUACUGACCCCCAAGAAGUGCUGGACAUGAGGAACAAGAUCCGAGAGCAAAACCGGCAAGACGUGAAGUCAGCGGGGCCUCAGUCUCAACUCCUGGCCAGCGUCAUCUCCGAGAAGAGCCGAAGCCCGUCUACAGAGAGCCAGCUGAUGUCCAAGGGUGAUGCGGAUACCAAAGAUGACUCAGAGGAGACAGUGCCCAACCCCUUCAGCCAACUCACUGACCAGGAGUUGGAAGAGUACAAGAAAGAGGUGGAGAGGAAGAAGCUGGAGCUCGAUGGAGAGAAAGAAACUACUGUGGAGGAGCCUGGCUCACCUGCAAAGUCUGCACCUGCCUCUCCAGCAGAGAGCCCAACAAAGGCUGAGACUAAGAGCCCUGCGGUCUCUCCUUCCAAGGUUACAGAAGAAGGUGCUAAGACGACAGAGACAAGCAAAGACACCCCAGAGCCUGAAACAGCCCAGCCGGAAGGGGUGGUGGUGAAUGGGAGGGAGGAGGAGCCGUCAGCAGAGGAUGUCCUGAGCAAAGGCCUCGGCCAGAUGACCACCCACGGCGACACGGAUGUCGAGACCUCGAAGGACAAAACCGAGUCGGUCACCAGCGGCCCCAUGUCACCUGAAGGCUCUCCUUCUAAGUCUCCCUCAAAGAAGAAAAAGAAAUUCAGAACCCCCUCCUUCCUGAAAAAGAGCAAAAAGAAGGAGAAAGUGGAGUCCUGACUUGGGGCACCCAGGGGCUCCACUUUGCAUCCUCUUCCUCUUCCCCUGCCUUCUCCCUUCUCUGUCCCUGAAGGCUCAGGGCCACAACGGGGCAGAACUGGACCCUGGCUCCCACUUGCAGGGGGAACCCUGCAGAUUGCCUGGCCACUCCCUCAUUUGAGAGUCCCCACAGUGAAAUCAGGCGACUUGCCCAAAGUCAACAGCUCGUUCGCCUCAGAGCCUGCCCUAGCAUCAGGACUCCUAACUCUCAGUCCAGCAUUCUUCCCACUAAAUAACACUGCCUAGGUGUGGGCGGUCCUUGUCAGGAUGUUGCCCACCAAGCUGAGCCCAGGGCAAGAACACUGGAAAUGGACUGAGAGCUCUUGAAGGCUCAGACUAAGUCAGACAGGUCAGGGCUUCCUGCAUGAGGUCCACUUGCAUGCAGGAAUCCAGUCUCCUGCUGGUGGAUUCUCUCUCUCUCUCUCUCUCUCUCUCCAUUUAGAAAUCUCUCUUCUCUUCCAGUUUGGGUCCCUGUGUUUCUGCUCAAAGUAGCCAGACACUUUGACUCGUCCCCUCCAACAGAAGUUAAUCUUUGUCCCCAAGGGCUGAUGGCUUAGCAUGUCUUUCUCCAAAUCCUGAUCCUGAGCUUGCUUCAUGGAACCUCUUGAAUGAAGGAUGGAACUGUUGUCAGAGUUGUCAGAUAUGAGGGCAAGGCAAGGGAACCUGAUGGGGGCUGGUAUGACUCAUUAGUACACACCAGGAACUUGACCCCAUUUGAAUCAUACAAUCUCAGGCACUUCAAAACUAAAACCAAAUUGAGCAUAGGCAAGAGCUGUCUCAGGGCAGAAGUUGGGAGAAAUUGAAAUCCUUUGGUGGCUUUGGGUUGUGCAGGGUAGAUCAGAAGCAUGGAGGAAGUGUUGUCAUGCUGUGCCUUCCCAGCUGUGCAUGGCGAGUGGUGUCCCAUCUCUGUGGUCCUGUGUCAGGGGUUUCUGAGGCUCCCUCAGACCCAGGAGCACCUGCUUGUAAACCAUGACUCAUCUUUUUCUUGGCACCUGGACCCUGGCUCCUUUGGUUUCAGCUGGUUCCCCUGGUCCAGCAGAGGAGGAGCAGAGAGAAGCCCUUUGAGGCUCAUCCUCGCAGUGAGGAUGAUCCCAGGCCUGCCACUCUGUGACUCUCCCAGGGCCUGAGAGAAGCCACCGGUCUUGCUUUGGCUUCUACCAUACUGUUUUCACUUUUGUCCGCAGGAUACCCAUGUGUGAGUAUUGUUGACUCCUAACAGACAAUCCAUCUUUAAAGCACUGUGUCUUCCCCUUUGUCUUGAUUAUUGUAAAAAUAUUUUUGAACAUUCUCAAUCACAGUUCACCCAUUUUUGAGUAUUUUCUGUAUAGACACUGUGUUGACUUCCCACCCAUUAUCCUUAAUGCUAGUAAUACUCCUGUGAGGUGGCCAAGAUUAGUCCCAUUUUGGGAAUGAGGAAACUUAACCAUCAGAAGGCUUAUUGACUUGCCCUGGGUGACUUGAGUGGAAGGAUCCAGGUCCCAGAUUUGAACUUGGGUCAUCCUGAGUUCCAGCUCUAGUGAAUGGACAACUUUAAUUCACUUUAAUUCCCAGGUGUGACUGUUCUGAGCCUGGUCUUCAUUGCAUAGUGUCAGGCCUUGAAAGUCAGGUGUCAGCCUACCAGGUUGUAGCCACAACAGGGCACCUGAAGUUUCCAGUUAGCUUAGACUGGGGCAGUACCCAAGCAGACAUAUGGAAGAGAGACAAAGUAAGAGCCCAUGGUCCCAUGAUGACUGUUUUUUGAGAAGCAGAGAAUAGAUAUGUGACUAAGGAAAACCUACUACUCUAUGUCUGUCAUGCAGAUUCCUGAUGACAACCCAGGACCCCUUUCUCUGUUCUACUUGACUAAGGUUGCAUCCUAUGAGGGAGACACCCAAUAGUCAAAAGAUCUUCGUCACAGAAAAAUCUGUUAUGUAGGACAUGCCUUUAAAAAGCCAAUCAUGUGAUGCCUUCUAUUUAAAAAAUAGAUUAUUCAUUUAUACAUUCACUC